Molecule: messenger RNA, 1401 nt
Organism: Oreochromis aureus
Lineage: Eukaryota; Metazoa; Chordata; Actinopteri; Cichliformes; Cichlidae
Exons: 12
Coding region: 79-1401 (440 amino acids)
Molecular function (GO): protein binding
Source: RefSeq, a predicted model, not a curated record
GCCCUUUAACAAGUACAUGUCGACGGCAAUACGAAGACUGAUUAAAAGCACAAAGGCAAUCAAAACGUACAGGAGAACAUGCGAAGGAGACGCAUUCCUCCACGGGAGGAUGCAGUCUGUCAUGUUUCUGCUGGAAGGGACAAACUGGGACUUGAUAUCCACUACAUAAAUGCCUUCAAAGGUCGGGGCAUUUUCACGACUGUUCCAUUCCAAAAAGGAGACUUCCUUUUGGAAUACAGAGGUAAACUCAUACCAAAAGAAGAAUGUGAGCGGAGACACAGAGUUUAUCAUGACAGCCUGAAGGUGUUCAUGUUUGAAUUCAAGUUUGAUGGAAAACUCUGGUGUGUGGAUGCAUCUCAAGAAGAUGGGUCUUUAGGCAGACUUGUCAACGACAACCACAUCAGUCCAAGUGCUAAAAUGAAAAUAUUAAAUAUCAAUGGAAAGCCCCAUCUAUGCUUAUUUGCAAGCAGAGACAUAAGUCCAGGCGAAGAAAUAGACUAUAAUUAUGGUGACUCGGAUUGGCCCUGGAGAUGCAAGGCUGAGACCAGCCAGAUUGAGAAGACUGUGAGCUGCCUAAAGCCGCAACCAAACUGCAUUCCAAACAAUGAUCUGGACCUGAAACAUCCAGAGCCUGAAAGGGAUCUUGAUGAAGAAAUGCCUCAGCAAGGCUCAGAAGCCAUGCAUUCUUCUUCAGUGCAAGAUUCUGAAGAGGCUGAGACCAGCCAGAUUGAGAAGACUGUGAGCUGCCUAAAGCCGCAACCAAACUGCAUUCCAAACAAUGAUCUGGACCUGAAAGAUCCAGAGCCUGAAAGGGAUCUUGAUGAAGAAAUGCCUCAGCAAGGCUCAGAAGCCAUGCAUUCUUCUUCAGUGCAAGAUUCUGAAGAGGCUGAGACCAGCCAGAUUGAGAAGACUGUGAGCUGCCUAAAGCCGCAACCAAACUGCAUUCCAAACAAUGAUCUGGACCUGAAAGAUCCAGAGCCUGAAAGGUGUCACAGUCAUCGUCUGGUGUGCACAACAAUAUCAUCUUUGGACAAGUGCAUUCAGUGUGUGGGACCGGUUUCCUCCCUCAAGUGGCUUGGCUAUAAGUGCAAAGUUUGUUUAGGGGUCUGGCACAAAUCCUGCCUUGCAAAAUUGGCAAAUCAGAAUUGUCACCAGUCAACACAGAAAGAAGAAAUUUCUGAAUAUUCAGGGAGGAUGGAUUGCCACAUUCAGUUCUGGAUCAAAUAUCAAGCGAUGAUGAUGGCAACCACAGCAUAUCAGAAGAAGAAUAUGUGCCAGAUUCAGAGUCAUAUGAUGAAGAUUCAGAUAAAGACAUCUCAUUAUUGCCAAGCACAUCAAAAGGUCUGCUAUGCCAAGAUGACAUCUCCAAAGCGCAUGAACAAUCAGAUUCAACAAAUUUAA